Molecule: messenger RNA, 3428 nt
Organism: Tigriopus californicus
Lineage: Eukaryota; Metazoa; Arthropoda; Copepoda; Harpacticoida; Harpacticidae
Exons: 5
Coding region: 606-3374 (922 amino acids)
Source: RefSeq, a predicted model, not a curated record
UGAGAAAUUUCUUUCACACCUGUUCCCCAAUGACACAAACCACAUGGUUCAAAAGGCUGGCAAUGCAUUCGCCUUCCUUUCAAAAUCUUACAUGUGUCUUGAGCAAAAGAACAACGAAACCCGCAAUUCACCAAUAACAUCUUCCCGAUCCUCUUCGUUUUCAUGCAUGCGAAAUUCCCUUUGUUAUUGACCGGCCAGGUGACCAAACUCCUAUUUCAAAAAAUGCGUGCACUGCUCUGAAAACACCCCAAUUUGAAAUCCUGACGCUUCAAACGUGUUUUCGUUUAUUCUUGAACACCAAACUUGAAGUUCGAAUCGAUUCAUACACCAUAUCGCGGGCUUUAACCCCGUGGGAGGCCAAUCACUCCAUCGCCCUCAUCACGCUGAUACCAACCCACACUGAGAUCAAAAGGAUGUUCCUGCUUAUUGUGGAAGAUCUUUUGGAUUGAGAAAGCCCUCUUUCACUGACUGAGCGCAUCAUCUCUCAACCAAGGGCUCUCUUCACUCCUCCUCUGUCUUUUGUUCCGUCUUGCCUCACUUUCUCUUUCUCCUUUCUCCCUUUUUUCUUGUGGCUUUGGAUAUUGCCAUGGAAAAGAAAUGGAUCUAUGCAUAUUGGCACUUUGGGUCGAUGGUUAUUCAGAUUUGAUACUGUGGGCAUGGCUCAGGAUCCACACCCUUCGACCUUAAAGGUCGAAUGUGCCCCCAUGGCCCAUCCUCAGUUGAUUUCACCCACCCGCGAAGGUCUCAUUGAGAAUGGGAACCUGGGGCAGGUCAAAUCCCGACUUUUCCAGAACCACACGACCAAUGAUGACUUCUUCGAUGCCAAAUCCCAACGUUGGAUUCAGAUCGACAAUUUCUCGUUCGAGAAUGAAGCCAAUCAUUUCGAUAAGCCCGCUUCCUCCAUUUCGGAAGAUUCAACAUCGGCUUCCAUCCUGGAUGCCCAGACCCUGGAAACGGGGGCCUUUGGUGUGGAGACUGGGACCGAAGAGGCCUUUGAGGCCGUGUUCAAGCGGAAUCUCCGCGACAGUGAUAGCUCCACAGCAAUCCCUCCGCCCCCAAUUAAAGUUCCCACGCCCAAAGGAGGGAGCAAGUUUGUCAGAAAUCCCAAACCAGUGCGACGAUCUCACUCCAAUGUGCUGAAGUUGGUCCAAAGACGGAGUCUGGAACCCUCUUCCAAAUGGAACAGCUCGACCAAUUUGAAGGUGAAUCCGAUCAAUGAGGAGCCAUCCUCGAUCUUGUCCUCUGUCCAAUCCCGGAGUGAGGGGUCUUUGGAUCAAAUUGGGAACAACCACAGAUUCUCGCAUGUUCAAAGCAAAGUGAAGCAAUACAUUGAAGAUGUGAAGAACUUGCCCAAAACGAAGAGAGACGAGCAUCCCUUAUCGCCAGCCAGGAAAUCCUUGAGUUUAUCUAAUUUGAACCAGACCAACGAUUCCUUAAGGACCAAGAGCCAACUUCAACGGAUGAAAGCGUUCAUUUCUACUUCCAAUCUGGAUGAUCUUCAAGUGGUGCUCAAACGUAAUCAAGAGGGCCCCCAAGGUCAAGGCGGAGAUUUGAUGUUGCCCAAGUUUGACAAAUCCCGACUCGAUCGACUUCUGGACGAUCUCAGUGACGACAGUGAGACCAUCGGAGGAAGUGAGGAUGGCAUGGAUCCCGAAAUCACGUUGGAUGUGGAGGAGAUCUUGCGAUUGGCACUCAUGGAAAGACGAGAAAAACGGGAAACAGAACACGUCCUGUCCCAACUCCAAGCCAACUAUGAUUCAUUACAAAGAAAAUAUGCCCAAGCCGAGAACAAGAUUGACAAGUUGAGGUUUAACAAUACCUCGGGGUGCGCCUUGGCGGAGUUUUCUGAACCAAUACGGACUUUCAAUCACGACUCGGCCUUCACAGAAGCUAAUACCAGCCUUCUGUUUGGCGGCACUCAUCCGUUUGCCAGCCAUCCCGGCUCUGUAAUCUCCAGGGAUGAAGCGGAUUCCACGACACGAGAGGUUCAUCAUCAUAAUCAUCAUCAUCAAAGUCAUCACCACAACCCUCCUCCCAAGGGGCAAGAGUCCACGAGUAAAAUGUCAUUGAUGAGUCACGACAACCGGUUCCAAAACGAAGUGAGUCAUGAGAGUGGAUCCACAAGUGAAAUGUCCAUGAUCAAACGUCUCAAAGACAUUGAAGAGAAGCUAUUUGGUUUGGAAAUAGUUUCCAAUUUGACCAACUCUCAACGUGCCAAGGCCACUGAGGACUUGCAAACAGCCUUUUCUCGGUUACUACAAACGAGCGACCAAACUUCGCAGAAUCCCCAUUUCCAAGCUCUUUUGAAGGACGUGGGUGAGAAAUUAUCAGACAUGGAACACCAACAGCGCCAAGGCUUGGAGCAACAAAUCGAUCCCAUUCAGAAAGUUCGCCAUUGGAAUGAAAUGCAUCGUGAUCAGAGCUUCAGUCCGACCCUUCCAAUGGACGACAUUGAAAAGGAAGGACUAGGAUCCCCGCCUGCCGAAUUCGAUAGCGGAUAUCCUGGAUCAGAUCGAAGUGGGAAAUUUUUCUCCCUCAAAGGAACUCCUCCUCAAUUGCACCACGUUCUUAGCCAUGUCGAGGAACGAGAUGAAUCCCAACCCAUUGCUCCCAAUGCACAACUACAUCAUCCUGUGAAAGAGAACCUCAUCCGGGUCCAUCAUCUCCAUUCAGUCACCGAUCUCAGCUCAGAUGAGAGGAGCAUGUUCGAUCCCGCCACCAAUACCCUCAGCUCCAGUAAGCAACCCGUCAAUCUGGCCCAACAAAUCGAUGACGAGAUCCUCGAGUUGAGGAACUUCUUCGAGGAUCACCGUGAAGAAAUGUUGAGCAUGCUCCACGGAGACACCGAUCUCAUACCAAUGUCGCUCAAACAGUUGAAUCAAAAGUCUCAGAGGCUCCAAUCUCAACCGUCCAAACCAAACGAUCCGCCAGAGUCUCCGUCUGACUCAGAUGCAUUCGAUUUGGAACGAAGGCGAGCGUUCCAAAAGCGACGAGAGCGUUCCAAGCAAAGGCGAAAUCUCUCCGUCCAAUCAAAUUAUCAACCCUCUAGUCAGCCUAGAUUCCAAAUAGGUCAGACUGUCACCAGUCCAAUUGAGCCUGUGCCCAUCUCGUCGUUUUUCCCCGAUGUCCAGGUCAAACAUGGAAAACAAGAACCAAAUUGCGGCGAGAAGAUCCAACUUGAGAACAAAGCUCACAAGUCAUCGAAGAGAUCGCGCAAGGCCAAACGCGAAAUGAAGUCGCUCUUAGAAUCGUUGGAACAAGCCAAUCAGAUGGCGAGCACUUUGCGUCGAAAGUCAGAAGAGAUCAUUCACAUUCUCAACAACGAAAUUCAUCAGAAACAAAGAACAUGCUGUUCCAUGUUGGCCACUGAAUGAGUCAUUCCAUCCGCUAAUAUGCUGGAGAAAGAAAUACAUUCGAUUUUAAAUGAC